Solanum pennellii is the source of this 2187-nucleotide messenger RNA. RefSeq lists its product as uncharacterized. The record is from RefSeq and is a predicted model, not a curated record. The transcript has 4 exons. Gene Ontology annotation, molecular function: nucleic acid binding; zinc ion binding. The coding region runs from base 1 to 2187 and encodes 728 amino acids. NCBI's taxonomy places the organism in Eukaryota, Viridiplantae, Streptophyta, Magnoliopsida, Solanales, Solanaceae.
AUGAAUAUCUCAAUUCUGCUGCGGCAUUCUGAAAUUUGGGUAAGCGAUGUUAAUUAUGAAGGUUACAAAGUUGAUGGAAUUGUUGUUGGCCAUUCCAUUUCAUUUGUGAAUCUGAAAACGUUGAUUUUAUCAGAGCUUGAGAUCGACACUGUUACAAAGGAUAUUGAAAUACGAUACAUUGUCGAGGGAAGCUCAUAUCCAUUGAAAAUAAAAAACGACAUGGGUGUGAAACUUUAUUUCGAAGUAAAAAAGAAUGCAUCUGGAAUCGGCAUGUAUCCGCUUUGUAUUGAUACAACUGAUAAAAUUGUAGGGGAGAUACGUAAUUUUGAUUGUUCAUCAGGUGAAGUCGUAUGGGUGGAAGGUACCGAAAGAGAUACUGAAGCUCCUGCUCUGGUUGAGUCGAGAAUUUGUGACAUUGAUUAUAUUCCAGAAUUAAAUGCUACAAAUUACAUAACUGAUUCCAAUAGUACUGAAGUGAAGACUGGGCAGUUGUAUAAGGACAAAGGAACACUCGUUGCUGUAAUGGCUAAAUAUAAAAUAAAGAACAACUUCAAUUUUCGAGUGAAAAGAUCGGAUAAGAAAAGCUAUGUGUUGGUUUGCUUCAGCGACCAAUGUGGAUGGACCUUAAAAUCAUCUUGCAGAAAAAAAUCUGAUGUAUUCAAAGUGAGAUAUUUCAAUAGUGAACAUACAUGUCCGAUGCGAGAUAGGAUACUAACAAAAGUACAAGCAACAAUUGGAUUUAUUAGUGGUGUGACUGCCCCUAAAUUGGUAAAUCAUAAAAGAAUCCAUACACCUCGAGAUGUAAUUGAAGAUAUUAGAGAAUUGUAUGGGGUUGAGAUAUCGUACCAACAAGCAUGGCGUGCUAGAGAACGUGCACUAGAAAUGCUCAAGGGUAAGCCAUCCGAAGGAUAUAAACAGAUGCCGAGAUAUAUAUGGAUGCUAAAUAAAGUGUAUCCUAAUUCAUAUAUAAGGAUGCAAAAGACGGAAGAUAAUAAAUUCAUGUAUCUGUUCAUAGCACUAAGACCGUUGAUAAGAGGGUUCGACUACUGCAGGCCUGUAGUUGUAGUUGACGCUGCACAUCUUGGCGGGGCAUACAAGGGUACUUUUGUAUCAGCAAGCACACUCGAUGGUGCAGGAUGCAUAUUGCCAUUGGCAUAUGGUGUUGUAGACACUGAAAAUGACUGUUCGUGGACAUGGUUCUUCGAAAAUUUCAAAAAUGCAUUUGGUGAGCGUGAAAACAUGUGUAUUGUAUCGGAUAGAAAUGAAAGUAUCAUAAAGAGUGUAAGCAUUGUAUACCCAAACGUACCUCAUUGUGCAUGCAUAUGGCAUCUUUGGAAGAAUGUAUGUUCAAGCUUCAAAAGGAGUAAAAAAACACUAAGUGAUAUAUUUUACUCAAUGGCAAAAGCAUACAGAAAGGAAGAUUUUGAUAAAUUAAUGGCUAAGGUUGUGAAAGUUGAUCAUAGGGUGAAGGAUUACCUUGAGAAAGCUGGUUAUGAGAAGUGGUCAAGAGUUCAAUCAACCAUAAACAGAGGUAGAAUGAUGACUUCGAACAUCGCUGAGUGUAUCAAUGGAUGCCUUGUCGAUGCACGUAAGUUAACUAUAAUAGACUUCUUGGAGGAAGCUAGACUUCUAUUUGGUAGUUGGAACUAUAAAAAUAGAGAAAUAGCGUCAUAUACAAAGGACACAUUGGGCCGAAGAUUUGAGGAGAUAUUGAUUGUAAACGCAUCUAAAAGUUCAAAGAUGAAGAUUGUUCCAUCAUCUGAAUAUAUUUUCACAGUUCAUGAAGCCGGAAAAAGAUACAUUGUAUGCCUUGAGAGAAAAACUUGCACAUGUGGAAGGUUUCAACAUGAUGAGAAACCUUGCGCACAAGCAAUUGCAGCUUUGAAGCACAAGAAUGUUAACAAUUUGCACCCAUAUUGCUCUGAUUACUACAAGCCGUAUGCAUUAGAAAAAACGUACGAGGUUGUAAUGGUUCCAAUGCCAGAUAAGGAGGAUUGGAACGUUCCAGAAUAUGUUUUAGAUGAAAUUGUCCGACCACCUAGGUAUAGAAGGUUGGAUGGACGACCAAGAAAGCGAAGAAAGAAAAAUGCGGAUGAAAAAAUAACAGUGAACAAUAAUUGUUGUGGGCAGUGUGGACAAGAAGGACAUAACAGGAGAACUUGUACUUUCUUCCCGAAAGAGAAUUGA